CAAGCAGCAGCAGCAGCAGCUUCUGCGUUUGCUGAAAAUGUAGGGCAGCCGUUUCACUUUCUCCUUUCCCGCUGUCUCGUCUUUUUGUUCUUUCGGCCGUGCUGCCGUAUCCGCAGUCGCCACGGUGACGGCCGCCGUCGCCGCCGCGAGCUCCACUUCCGUAUUUACCGAGGCUUUCCUCCUCCUCCUCUGCGUCUCGGCGAGGAUUUGCAUAGGGGGGUCAUGUAAACCCCCCCCCUCGCCCCCUGUACCGAAAUCAACCCCCCCCCCCCCCAUCCCGAGGAACCAUUGUCUGCGUCGGCGUGAAACAGAAAGGUGCGCCUCAGGAUCAAGUCAUGAAUUCUUGUUGGAAAAUUAAAAUUCAGAAUGAAAAGCCUCUGGGUCAUUCGGCGAGCAGAUCCAGCAAUAUAUCGAAGGCCGGCAGCCCGACUUCAGUCAACGCUCCCGGCAGUUUCUCGAGAACGUCGGUUUCUCCCUCCAGCCAAGACAUCUGCAGGAUCUGCCACUGCGAAGGCGACGACGAGAGUCCGCUGAUCACGCCGUGCCACUGCACGGGCAGCCUGCGCUUCGUGCACCAGUCCUGCCUGCAGCAGUGGAUCAAGAGCUCGGACACGCGCUGCUGCGAGCUCUGCAAGUACGAGUUCAUCAUGGAGACCAAGCUCAAGCCCCUGCGCAAGUGGGAGAAGCUUCAGAUGACGGCGAGCGAACGGCGGAAGAUUAUGUGCUCGGUCACCUUCCACGUCAUCGCCAUCACGUGCGUGGUGUGGUCGCUCUACGUCCUCAUCGACAGGACGGCAGACGAAAUCAAACAAGCCCGGAGUAUUCCAGGCAUCAUGGAGUGGCCCUUCUGGACCAAGCUGGUGGUGGUGGCCAUCGGCUUCACGGGCGGCCUGGUCUUCAUGUACGUGCAGUGCAAGGUCUACGUCCACCUGUGGAGGAGACUCAAGGCCUACAACCGCGUCAUCUACGUGCAGAACCGGCCGGACUCGUGUAAAAAACUGGCCCUGGAGAAGCCGCCGCUCCUCGAGCCCAGCGUGGACCACAAGGACGCGCCGGCCCCCGCCCACUCCGACACAAACUCCUCGCACUACACGGAGACGGACGAAUACAGCAUGGAGGUGCUCCACGUGUGACUCGCAGCGGGUAUGGCGUGGGGGAGCCCCUCCGAUCGUCUCAGUCAGAUCCACGGGGGGUCGGGGGGCCGAGUUGUUGCCUCGUUGCUGUUUUUUUGGGACUUCGAGCAAGGACGCACGCGCGGAGUGACGGGAGAUUAUCGGAACAUUUUCAGUCAAAAUGUCGGCGGGGAGUCAAGUUUUGGUCCACGCGAAGAUAGAAAGACAAGAAUGGACACUCACAGCGUUGAAAUGGAACUCGAGAUUUCCAAAAAAAAAAAAAAAUUCAAAUUCAAUUUCUCUGCUAAGAAAAAUGUCCACACCAAGUGUCGCAUUUGCUGGCACACAAAUAUAGAAAGUCAAGAAAACACACACACACACACACAAUCCAACAUAGUCAAGGGAAAUUCAUUUUUGGGGCCAAAAUAUUGCAAUAAAGAAAAAAAAAAAAAAAGUCAAGUUUUAUGCUGCACAAAGACAGAAAAACAAGAACAGGCACGUUUGGUACGAGUUUGCUAAGAGCACACGCACACAAUAGUGCGAAAGGCGAUCGUCAAAGCAAUAUUCUCCCGAAAUUUCCCCUUCGUCAAAUAAAUAAAUUGGUGUCACAUGAAGAUUAAAAAGUGGCUCAGCUGGUAAAGCGUUGGCCUCACAUUUCUGAGGUCCCGGGUUCGAUCCCGGCCCAGCCUGUGUGGAGUUUGCAUGUUCUCCCCGUGCUUGCGUGGGUUUUCUCCGGGCACUCCGGUUUCCUCCCGCAUCCCAAAAAACAUGCAAAAUGAAUUUGGACACUCGAAAUUGCCCCUAGGUGUGAUUGUGAGUGCGGCUGUUUGCGUCUAUGUGCCCCGCGAUUGGCUGGCGACCAGUUCGGGAUGUACGCCGCCACUUGCCCGUCGACAGCCCGGAUAGGCUCUCCCCGUGACCCUCGUGAGGAUAAGCAGUAAAGAAAACGGAUGGAUGAAGAUUAAAAAACACUGUUUAGAUUCAAUUUCAGCCAAAUGUCUUAAGAACACGAAAGGCGCCCGUCUGUGCAAAUUAUGAACCGAACGUGUCCGCCAUGAAGUCAACGUCGGAGCCACCGCGCUAAGAUUUAAAAAAAAAAUAAUCAUCAAAACUGUUGAUUUUUGUCUAUCUUUGUUUUUACCUGUGAGUCCCGGACCGAUCCAACACGUGGACGGGCAUCGAAGCACUUUUUUUUGUUUCCUUCUUGUCGUCUUGUGCAGGAUGGAGCACACGGAUCACUUCACCCCCCCCCCCCCCCCCAAGUCAGAUGACAUAAAAAGAACAUUUUGUGAAUUCACUUUUUCCUUUUGGGGGGGGGGGGGGCAUUUUUUCCCUGACACCUUCUGAAGAGAAUGUACACUUUUUUUUGUAAACACAAAACCUUAGAAAAAAUAAUAAUAAAAUACAAUUUUUAGCUAUUUUCUAUGUCUUUGAGCUCACCGUUACAACUUCGUAUGUUUUACUUGAGGCGUGUGAGCGUGUUUUAAAUCUGUAAGGCUAUCUUUACGUACGUGUGCAUCGUGUAUCUGCCGGCUGCCGUUUUGGCUACGUUUACCUGUACGUGACGCCCUGCCCCCCUCCCACCGGCACAGUCUUGUAAGCAUAACCUGAAGCUGUAUAAACAGCCUCGGGAAAAUACAUAUCUGCAGUCAACGUCAAAAUAUUGCCAUAUUCCAGUACUGUAAAAUGAAAUCCACCGCUGCAAAAUCUGAAAGUCAACGUGUGCCACCAGGAUUUGAAUUUGAAAUGUAAAGUGAUCAUAUUUUCAAUAUUUGCGACAAUUCGCUGUCUGUGCCACCGG
This is a messenger RNA of Syngnathoides biaculeatus (alligator pipefish), 2913 nucleotides long. It is a transcript of the gene marchf8, whose product is annotated as membrane-associated ring finger (C3HC4) 8. The transcript is spliced from 7 exons. The record is from RefSeq and is a predicted model, not a curated record. Gene Ontology annotation, cellular component: early endosome membrane; late endosome membrane; lysosome. Lineage: Eukaryota; Metazoa; Chordata; Actinopteri; Syngnathiformes; Syngnathidae. Bases 336 to 1133 code for a protein of 265 amino acids. Gene Ontology annotation, biological process: antigen processing and presentation of peptide antigen via MHC class II; immune response; protein polyubiquitination. Gene Ontology annotation, molecular function: zinc ion binding; MHC protein binding; ubiquitin protein ligase activity.